Molecule: messenger RNA, 967 nt
Organism: Medicago truncatula (barrel medic)
Lineage: Eukaryota; Viridiplantae; Streptophyta; Magnoliopsida; Fabales; Fabaceae
Exons: 1
Coding region: 89-688 (199 amino acids)
Source: RefSeq, a predicted model, not a curated record
AUAUCCCUUAGAAUUUGAAGGUGAUGAUUGGGUUUGUUUACCGAACAAGGAUGACCCUUUUUGGGAGACUGAUGUACACAACCUUGACAUGAAUGACGGUUUUUGGGAGGAGAAGGGGCUCAUUGUCAAGUUGUAUGAACCAUUUUGGGAGAUGUAUAGCCUCAAGCGUGAUUCUUGGAGGAAACUUGAUGGAUUUGAUGAUAUGCCUGUUUCUUACCCUGGUAUAAUGUCUAUGGUGAACUUGAAUGGAUUUUGCCACUGGUUGACCCAAGGACCUGAUGUAGUGUCCUUCGACUUUAGCAAGGAGACAUUCGUUGCAACUACCUUACCUUCUUCAGAUGUAAGACAUAGAUCAUACUCGUUUGCCUUGGUGGAGUUAAAUGAGUCUCUUUCUGUCAUCUAUAAUUACGACAGGACGCCUGAUUUUCAUAUUUGGGUUUUGGGUGAAGUGGGUGUCAAGGAAUCAUGGACCAAGCUCUUUGUUGUCGGGCCUUAUAAUUGUUUGAUUGUCUGUCCUAUCUCAGUAGGGAACAAGAACCGUAUAUUUUUCAGGGAAGAAGAUUCUGAGCUAGGCUGGCUAGAUUUAAGUACCCAAAGGGUUGAAAGAUUUGAAGUUCAAGGCAAGUCAUUUUGUACGUACAUGGUAAUCUAUCAGGAAAAUCUUCUUCCUUUUCCAAGGAAUGAAUAAUUUCAGCUAGUGAUUCAUGAACUUUGUUCUUAGAUUUAGCAUUUUAUAUCAAGAUGAAUGUUAUGAAGUUAUCUAGAAACUGUGACUAAUUCCAGAGUUCUAUACUCCAUAACACUAUGUCACUUUGUUAUUUGACAUUUAUUUGUAUGGAGAAAUGAGAUAUAUAACCUACUUGUUCUUGGUGGCAAUUAAAACCUAAUUGAUUGAAAUAAAUUGCCUAUUUACUCUACUCUGUUUAUGUAUUCCCGUGGUUAUAUUGACAUGACAUUGUGUAUAAAA